CUGUUUGCCGUGUGGAUUUAGUCCAAAACAUUGCCACAUAUUUGGCUUAUUUCUGCGUUUGUUUCUGCUAAGCAGCUUUGGUGGUCAUGAGAGGGACUGAGCUGGGCUAGUGUGUCACCAUUUCUAGGAGGCUGGUAGAGGUGGGGUGGGAUGGUCACAUCAAUGCGUCGGUUCUGAAAAAUGACAUCUGUUUUGGGUUUUUGGUGACAACAUGAGUUGCGGCUUUGUGUGACAAUGCAUAACUCCCCUCUCUUCCAGUACCUUCACGAUCUAGGGCACACAGACUUUGAGUCAUGUCCAACAGCGUCCCAGGAGGAAGGAUAUGGUGGACAAGAGGGAGCUGGAGAAGAUCCACAGAAAACAUCAAGGGGCAGGUGUUGGAGACUGGUUGAGGCCUUGUGGACUUGGAGCCCCCUUCAUCAGGCAGCUGAAACUGGAAAGCUGGAGCAGCAGCUGGACGAAGUUUUUGGUCAGUACUCGGUCAGAUGCAUCCUGGACCAGGACGUGUUGCUGCAGGAGGAUGUGGAGCUGAUCGAGCUGCUAGACCCGAGCCUGCUCGCUCUCGGCUCAUCGCUCUCUGGAUCCCCCAGCCGGACGAGGAGUCUGCCCAGAGCAAGCCUCAUCGCCAGGCCAUCCUUAUGGGAUGUUGCAGGACUGGUGGGUCUGGCUGCGGUUCUGCUGGGACUCUGCUCCUCACCUGAAAGCCUGUGGUCCAUAGCCGCCGCCCCGUGGGGUCUGGUUCUGCUGGGCUGGGUGGGACUGAGGGGUGUCAUGCUGUGGAAACGAGGACGCAUGCAGACAAACGUCCACACCAGUGCCACGCGUCUCCAGAGUCUGCUCCACAACAGCAAGACUCUGACUGGACUGGCUCGAAAAGCUCUGCGUCUGGUGCAGGAGACGGAAGUGAUCUCCAGAGGGUUCACCCUUUUGCUCGACAGGGUGAGUGCGGCCAGCUCCUUUAGCAGGGCGGGUCCAGGGACGGUGCCACGCAGCCAGCAGCUGAUGGGACUGCGGAAGGUCCUGUACCGGGCGCUCCGCUCGGCCUUCAGAGCCUCGCGUAGGGCCACCUGUCACAUGCUCAAGGCGUUCCCUCUGAACUCGGAGGUGGAUAAUGUGACCAACUACGUGUGCGCAGUGCCUCUGAAGGAGCUGGGACUCGGCCUGGGGAUUGAGCACCUGGGUGAUGAACAGGCGCAGGAGCUGACCGACGACUACAGUCUGCCGGCUCUCAAGAUGCUUUUCCAGCUGUGGUUGGGUCAAAGUUCUGAGUGUUUCCGUCGGCUGGCUCUUCUCCUCUCGCCGCACCGGAUCGUCGAGUCGGCUGAAGUCGGACCCAUAGGAGAAGCUUCCACCCCUCCCCUGCACCACUCCAUCGCUGCCGUCACGGAGCCCCUUCAUCAUGCCGUCGCCGGCUGUCUCGCCGAGGUGCAGCGAAGCUACGACUUCCACCGUCACUUUGAGACUCAGCCGAAGGUGACGAGCUCAGAGAGAUCCGGGCGAGAGAGGGACAAAUGCCGAGAGCUCAACGCCCUGCACACAUCCAUCCGAAGCCUGCAGCUGCACCUCAAGGCCCUGCUCAGCGAGAUGAUCAUCCUGGAGGAUGAUCUGGAGAAGCUUAUGGUGUCCAGGGAGCUGACGGAGCUCACACUGGAGGGCUAUCGGGACCUGAAUGAGCGGCUGCAGCAGCUCCACCCACACAUGCAGGCCAGCACCGGCUGCUGGGAGGACACCAUCAACCAGGUGGAGCGAAUGCUAAGGCGGGCCAACGCCUGUCAAGCCAAAAGCGCCGGCCUGCAGCAGCAGCAGCGAGGUUCUCCGGUUCCCCAACUUCCUCUUCUCCCUCCUCCGUCAUAUCCCCUGAUCCUGGACAGAGACCCAGUGCCAGAGGAGAUGGAGCUGGAGGCCUUUGUGUCUGACUCCGACUCCGAUGAGGAAGGCAGAGAGUCCUGGUUCGACAUGCUGUCCCCGGAGGAGCGGGAACGUCAGCGGAGGGAGAGGGAGGAGUCUCGCCGCGUCCUGUCGGAGCUGAAAGCCGUUCUGGGUUUCCGUGCCUCUGAGGGGGAGAGGAUGAAGAGGAAGCAGCUGCUGUUCAACGACCAAGCUGCUGUUUUGCCCUCAGUCCUCCCUCAGAGUCAGGAUCCUGCUGAAAACCCAUCAGGCUUUCCAGUUCCUGUGAGCGCUGCCGAAACUGAUACCGAGGAAGGAAACUACCUAUCAGAGCGCUCCGCAGGAAACCGGGGGGAGGAAGAGGAAGGAAAAGAUGACAAGGUGAGGUCUGACCCCUCUGCCGACUCUGUGACAGAGUUCAGCUGCGGCUCGGAGGAAAGGGAGUUGGGAGGAACGGCAGUUUGCAGCAGCAGAGGAGGAGGGGCAUCGGAGCUGCACCAGUACGAUGGCAUGACCGAGGAGGAAGAGGAGGUUCAGAACGGUCUGGACUGCUUCCUGAAGCCUAAAGUUCCCGCCGUCUCUGUGAUGGACAGGCUGACGGAGAUACACGGCCCAGAGAUGCUCAGCUUCAGCUCCGCCCUCGCUGCGCAGGUGGUCGCACGCUCACAGAUGCUCAUCAGCAUGGAGGAGCAGAUGUUUGGAGACGAUGAUGAGGAGGAGGAGGGGGAAGAAGAGGAGAGCAACGGAAGAACCUCAGAAGAGCUGGGCGAUAAGCUCCGCUGCUUUGACUGAACAGAGACGUUAUUUAUGUUCGAGUGUCUCGUCUCGACGGGUCUGUGUUCCAUCUAGCUGCUUCAGAUGCGGAGGUAUUUAAAUCAAGCCCGUCCAUCCGUCUGUCUGUCCUCGUUCUCGUCACCUACAAUUCUUACUGCUGUUGAAUCUCAGGAAGCAGAACCACUGACACAAAUAAAACCUCACUGCGCUGAGGCCCGAGUAGCAGAAUGUCCUUCGGAUCUGUAAAUCAUCCCAGCGUUUCUGAAGUUGUGAGGGAAGCAGGAUUUUUUUUUCAUCCUCAUGACUUUCAUUGUAAAGGAUUAUUCGGAGAGGAAAAUGCGGUUUUCUUUGUUAGUGUAAAAAAACCCAAUCCAGCUUAAGUUCCCUAAAGAAAAGAAAUCAUUAACAGAGGAAAAAGCUUCACUGUGAGGCUGUUUGUGUUUGUCUGCAAUGAAAAACAAUUGACUAGUUUCAUUUAAAUAACUUUUUAUGUCUUUAAAUGAUACAGAAAAAUAAAAAUGUUUAAAAAUACCAAAAAUUUUACAAAGUUUGAGUUAUGAAUUUAAAACAUGUGAAAAAUAUGCCCUGCGUGGCUUUUUGCAGGGAGCGAGGUACAGUCGACAUGUUUGUAGUUGAAUAAACAUAAAAAGUCCUGCAGUGAAAUUAAGAAAACAAUCUGAGCAGAACGCUGUUGGACAAGGAAGUCCAAAGCUGUUUUAACCGUCAUGGCUCUGUUUUCACUCGACCCCUUUUUUCUGCUCUCUCUCUCUCUCUCUCUCUCUCUCUGUGGCGCGAAGCGGAACGUUUGUUCAGAAUUCCAGUGGCACAUUUGGAAUGUUGUGUCUAAAAUCUGUUCAUUAGGUGAGACGGUUUCAUCUGUGUUCGCACAGCGUGAAAGCUCUGGGCUUGGAUCGGUAAAUGUGGUUUGUGAGUUUCAACGUGUGUGCUUACGUUUCAACAGACGGUCCUGAUGCUUCCCCCCCAAAGGCCACCUCCACCUCAUGGUCUUUCUUGUCACCGUGUUUGCCUUGUUCUGACCCUUCCUGCAUUUUUCACAUGGAAAUAAAAGUACCACUCUGGAAGUGUUAAAAAACA
Nothobranchius furzeri (turquoise killifish) is the source of this 3756-nucleotide messenger RNA. NCBI's taxonomy places the organism in Eukaryota, Metazoa, Chordata, Actinopteri, Cyprinodontiformes, Nothobranchiidae. The record is from RefSeq and is a predicted model, not a curated record.